AUGAAGAUAAUAAUAUAUUUUUGCAUUUGGACGAUAGCAUGGGCCAUUCCAGUUCCUCAAAUAAAACCAUUGGAAAGACAUACUAUUGACAAAUCUGUAAAUUUACAUCUGCUUGCAACACCGAAAGUACAUGUUCAGGAUGAGUUAAAUACCAAUGACACUGCUGGUAAAAGUGAUGUUCUCACACCAGAAAGAGAAGGAGAAAGACAACAGUAUAGCAAAGAAGAAGGGAAUCACUCUGAGUGGCCAGAAGUAGGUGGGAAGAGCUCUCCCACAUAUUCCAUUUUAGCCAACGGAGAGGGAAAUACUGAGGAUCUAAAUAGGACCACAGGAUAUCUGGAAACUCACAGUAAUGAUAAGCCACAUAGGAAAGAAGAUAACAACACAGCAAAUGACAUUAGGAGACAAGUAGGAACUGUAAACAAUGCUGGAACAGAAAGAGAGAGUGAUAUUUAUGGCAAUACUGAAGAGGACACACAAAACAGGGAAGUUGGAGAUGCAAGUCACAGUGAAAGUGCUGCUAUUUUCCCCCAAAAUGGAGGCAAUAACAGCACACACCAUGAGGAUGAAAUAAGUGGGAAUUCCUUAGGUAAUAAGGUUGAUACAAGUGCUAUAGUGCCUCCAAGAGAAGGUCAGAGUAAAGGAAAUAAUGAGACCGAGGUAACACCAGGCAAUGGAGAAGAUGGUGGCCUGGCAAAUUCUGAUGGGAGUCCCAGUGGAAAUGGAGAAGAAGAAGAUGAAGGCCAGGGCUCUGGUGAUGAUGGAGGUGAAGAAGCAGGGAAUGGAAGAGAGGGCAGUGAUAACAGCAAAGACCAGGAAAGGCAGGGUCAUAGAAAGCAAGAUGACAAUGACAAUAGCACAGGUCAAAACUCCAGUAGCCCUGAAAACACUGAUGGAGGGAGGAGGGAGGAAGACUUGGAUUGGACUGCAGCGGCUGGUGGUUGCCAGAGAGUAGAGCACACCCAGAAAUUUAAUCAUGGAGAGUGCACAGAUGUGAAAAAUGAAGUAAUUGAAGCAUCAGUACCAAGCACUAUUGGGAAGAGCCAAGUUAAGGGGAUAGGAAUAAAAAAUCCCAUCAGUGGCAUCAGAAAUAAUAUGACAAAAGAAGCUGAAAAAUUCCCCGAAGAAAAAAAAAGUGAAAGACAAGAUGGAGUGAUCAUGAGUAAAGGGAAUGUCAAGAAACAAGAAGAGAUUGACAGCAUUCAAGGAGCUGGUCAGAAACUGGUACCUGGAAGUCAAACAGGGUCCAGCAAAACAGGUAGUGACAGCAACAGUUACGAUUUUGAUGAGUCAAUGCAAGGAGAUGAUCCCAACAGCAGCAAUGAGUCUAAUGGCAGUGAUGAUACUAAUUCAGAAGGUGACAAAGACAGUGGUAGCCAAGGAGAUACUUCUAACAACUCUGAUGAAUCACAAAGUAAAGACAAUGGCAGUGACUCUGAUGGGGAAGGAGAUGAUGAUGACAGUGACAGCACAUCUGAAAACAGUGAUAGUGACAGUAAUGACAAUGGUAAUAAUGGAAAUGAUGAUGAUGAAUACUCAGACAACAGCAAUGGUAACUCAGACAGCAGUGAUGCCAGUGACACUGAGAGCAAAUCAGACAGCAGUGACAGUGACAGCAGUGACAGCAGUGACAGCAGUGACAGCAGUGACAGUGACAGCAGUGACAGCAGUGACAGUGACAGCAGUGACAGUGGCAAUGACAGCAGUGACAGUGACAGUGACAGCAGCGACAGCAGUGACAGUGACAGUGACAGCAGCGAUAGCAGUGACAGUGACAGCAGUGACAGCAGCGACAGCAGUGACAGUGACAGCAGUGACAGUGACAGCAGCGACAGCAGUGACAGCAGUGACAGCAGUGAAAGCGACAGCAAAUCAGACAGCAGCAACAGCAGUGACAGCAAUAACAGCAGUGACAGUGACAGUGACAGCAGUGAUAGUGACAGCAAAUCAGACAGUGACAGCAAAUCAGACAGCAGUAACAGCAGUGACAGUGACAGCAGUGACAGCAGUGACAGCAAUGAUAGUGAUAGCAGUGACAACAGUGACAAUGACAGCGACAGCAAAUCAGAGAGCAGUGACAGCAGUGACAGUGACAGCAGUGACAGUGACAGCAGUGACAGUGAUAGCAGUGACAGCAGUGAUAGCAGUGACAGCAGUGACAGUGACAGCAGUGACAGUGACAGUGACAGCAGUGACAGCAAAUCAGACAGUGACAGUAGUGACAGCAGUGACAGUGAUAGCAGUGACAGCAGUGACAGUGACAGCAGUGACAGCAGUGACAGUGACAGCAAAUCAGACAGCGACAGUAGUGACAGUGACAGUGAGAGCAGUGACAGUAAUGAUAGUGAUAGCAGUGAUAGUGACAGCAAAUCAGACAGCAACAGCAGUGACAGCAACAAUAGUGACAGCAAAUCUGAGAAUAAUGACAAUGGUGAUAGUGAUAGCAGUGACAGUGACAGCAGCAACAGCAGUGACAGUGACAGCAGUGACAGUGACAGCAGCGAUAGCAGUGACAGUGACAGUGACAGCAGUGACAGCAGUGACAGUGACAGCAGCGAUAGCAGUGACAGUGACAGUGACAGCAGUGACAGCAGUGACAGUGACAGCAGCGAUAGCAGUGACAGUGACAGCAGUGACAGCAGCAAUAGCAGUGACAGUGACAGCAGCGACAGUGACAGCAGCGAUAGCAGUGACAGUGACAGCAGUGACAGCAGUGACAACAGUGACAGCAGCGAUAGCAGUGACAGUGACAGCAGUGACAGUGACAGCAGUAAUAGCAGUGAUAGCAGUGACAGCAGUGAUAGCAGUGACAAUGACAGCGACAGCAGUGACAGUGACAACAGUGACAGCAGUGACAGCAGUGAUAGUGACAACAGUGAAAACACCUCAGACAGCAGUGAUGACAGUGACAACCAGAACAAACCUGGUAAUGGCAACAGCAGUGGAAGUGACAGUGACAGUGUCAGUGAAGGCAGUGAUAGUAAUCACUCAACCAGUGAUGACUAG
Ochotona curzoniae (black-lipped pika) is the source of this 3006-nucleotide messenger RNA. RefSeq names its product dentin sialophosphoprotein (gene DSPP). NCBI's taxonomy places the organism in Eukaryota, Metazoa, Chordata, Mammalia, Lagomorpha, Ochotonidae. The coding region runs from base 1 to 3006 and encodes 1001 amino acids. The record is from RefSeq and is a predicted model, not a curated record. Gene Ontology annotation, molecular function: collagen binding. Gene Ontology annotation, biological process: odontoblast differentiation; dentinogenesis. The transcript is spliced from 4 exons. Gene Ontology annotation, cellular component: nucleus; cytoplasm.